GCAUAAACAAUGGCAUUCAAUUGGUGACUAUUAUAAUAUUCUUACACAUAUUCUAUAGACAAAAUGCCAUUAAUUCUAUUAUGUGGAUAUCCUUGUUCAGGUAAAUCAACUAUUGUCAAUUUAUUAGUUGAUUUAUUAAAACAAUAUUUCUCUGAAUAUUCAAUUAUUGUUGUGGAUGAAUUUAAAAGUAGUAAUUUACAAUCAUCACAAAUAACAACAUUGGACAAUGAUAUUCGAUGUGAUAUUUAUGCUGAUUCAAAAAAAGAACGUGAAUUUCGUGGUCAACAAAAAUCCGAGGUUGAACGAGCACUUGCACAAAGUCAAUCUAUUAUAGUCAUUAUGGAUGCACCCAAUUAUAUCAAGGGUUAUAGAUAUGAAUUGUAUUGUGUAGCGAAAUCUUAUAAACAACAACAUAUAGUUUUAUUCAGUGAUAUCCCGGCUGAAAUUUCAAAACAGUGGAAUUCAAAAAUUAAUCGGUAUCCUGAUGAUCUACUUUCGGAUAUGAUAAGCAGAUUUGAACGUCCUCAAUCUACACAACGUUGGGAUAAUCCACUUAUAACUAUUGAACCUCAUCUUUGGGACUCACCAAGCACUGACAAUAUGGAGUCAGUAAUUAUACAAAUAAAGCAGUUGCUGAACAACAAAGAAAAAAGAAAGAUACAGCCAAAUAAAUCUACACAACUAACAAUUAUUUCAUCAUCUAACUAUCUACAAAAUCUAGAGCAUGUCACUCAGCAAGUCGUAGAUCAUAUUCUUCGAAGUCAAACAAAUGGUCUUUCAUUAGUCGAACUCCCUACGUGUUUUCAAAACGAACAUAACCGAGAUGUAGUGCUACAACUUACCAAUUCAGAUACUAAAUAUAUGAUUGGCAAUCUAAUCCGACUUAAACGCCGAUAUAUUGCUGUACAACGACUGAAAUUCGAUCAGCUUAAAUCUCUACCGGAUAGUGCCUCGAUUGCAGCAAACUUUAUGCAGUUUAUUUCGUUCAGUGCGGAUUCAUAUGAUGAUGAUGCCAGUUGAAAACAUUGGCAAAAAUCUUCGGAACACCUUCAACGGAUACUUCAUUUUCGUAAACGUUCAUAAUAUUUAUGAAGAUAAGAAUCACAAGUGAUACUGUUAUGUAACAUAAUAUACUUUGCUGCUGUAGAAUAGAUCUUUUGCACAG
This is a messenger RNA of Schistosoma turkestanicum, 1165 nucleotides long. Lineage: Eukaryota; Metazoa; Platyhelminthes; Trematoda; Strigeidida; Schistosomatidae. The record is from the annotation of a GenBank genome assembly.